Molecule: messenger RNA, 393 nt
Organism: Linum trigynum
Lineage: Eukaryota; Viridiplantae; Streptophyta; Magnoliopsida; Malpighiales; Linaceae
Source: the annotation of a GenBank genome assembly
AUGCCGCACCAGUCACCACCUGCCAGAAUAUAUGGGACCUAUGACCCGGAGGAUCACCUUAGUGCGUUUCAGAUUCUGAUGCCCUUUGUGGGGGCAUCUAACGCUACUAUGUGCAAGCUCUUUCCUGCCACAAUACGGGGGGCAGUAUUCCAAUGGUACAACCAACUACUCAAUGGGUUAUUCCACAAAUUUGAAGAAUUUGCCACCCUCUUCUGCGCUAAGUUCUUCGCUCAGAAAAGACCUAACCUGGAUGCCUCACACCUCAUGAACACCAAGCAAAGGGAAUAUGAGACCCUCAAGGAGUAUUACGCCCAGUUCAGCAUGAUUGUUGUCGGGGGUUACCACUCUCUGUACAGAGAAUGCCACACAUGCCCUCAUAUUUGGGACCAAUAA